Beta vulgaris subsp. vulgaris (sugar beet) is the source of this 2281-nucleotide messenger RNA. RefSeq names its product ATP-dependent 6-phosphofructokinase 5, chloroplastic. Gene Ontology annotation, cellular component: cytoplasm. Bases 241 to 1842 code for a protein of 533 amino acids. NCBI's taxonomy places the organism in Eukaryota, Viridiplantae, Streptophyta, Magnoliopsida, Caryophyllales, Amaranthaceae. Gene Ontology annotation, biological process: fructose 6-phosphate metabolic process; glycolytic process. The transcript is spliced from 13 exons. Gene Ontology annotation, molecular function: 6-phosphofructokinase activity; ATP binding. The record is from RefSeq and is a predicted model, not a curated record.
AAAUUCGAAAAGCAAACAUUUGUAGAAACAGCAAUAGUCAAAACAAUUGUGGAGCAUCUCCUUUCUUCAUGACGACUCCGUGCACACCAAUUACACCAACCAUCCUACAUUAUUCCUCUCUCUCUCUUCGCGCGUCAAACCCCUAACCUCCAGUUCCACACUCCACUCGCGCAAACACUGUGACACAUAUACUCAUUCGUAGAGAGAGAAAAAGCGCGAUCUUCCAAGUUUUGAACUCCAAUGGAUGCGCUUUCAACGGCGAUCUCCUCCAAAUUCGCGCCACCGGCUGCCACGAAAAACACCGAUUUCUUCGUCGGAUGUUUUCGCCGGAGCUUGCAUGUUACGACGACACGUUUCCGGAGAAGAGGGAGAGCGACAGUAUCAGUGUCAGCGGAGAGUAGGAAUACUUCGAAGGAAGAGAUCGAUUUAAGCGAUCCAGAAUGGAAAAUGAAGUAUCAGCAAGAAUUUGAGCGACGAUUUGACCUACCUCAUCUUACUGACACUUUUAAGGAUCUUAAGCCUCGUCCUUCUACUUUCUGUCUCAAAAUGCGGUCUCCGGUGAUUGAAGACUUCGCAGGUGGUUAUCCAUCAGAUGAGAAAUGGCAUGGGUACAUUAACAACAAUGACAGAGUUCUCUUGAAGGUCAUACACUAUUCCUCUCCAACAUCAGCUGGUGCAGAGUGCAUUGAUCCAGAUUGUACGUGGGUGGAGCAAUGGGUCCAUCGUGCGGGGCCACGAGAAGAAAUAUACUUCAGGCCAGAAGAAGUUAAUGCAGCAAUUGUUACUUGUGGAGGUCUCUGUCCUGGUCUUAAUGAUGUCAUCAGACAGAUUGUAAUCACACUUGACAUAUAUGGUGUAAAAAACAUUGUAGGCAUCCCUUUUGGUUACCGUGGAUUUACAGACAAGGGCCUGAAAGAGAUGCCACUUACACGGAAAGUUGUCCAGAACAUUCACCUAUCUGGGGGAAGUUUAUUAGGAGUUUCACGUGGUGGGCCAACUGUAAGAGAAAUUGUGGAUAGUAUGGAGGAAAGAGGAACCAAUAUGCUUUUUGUUUUGGGUGGAAAUGGAACACAUGCUGGUGCUGUAGCAAUUCAUAAUGAGUGUCGAAAGAGACGGAUGAAGGUGGCUGUUGUUGGUGUUCCGAAGACUAUAGAUAAUGAUAUUUUGCUUAUGGAUAAGACAUUUGGUUUUGAUACGGCUGUUGAGGAAGCUCAAAGAGCCAUUAAUUCUGCCUACAUUGAGGCGCAUAGUGCUUACCGUGGUGUGGGUGUUGUAAAAUUGAUGGGUCGAAGCAGUGGCUUUAUAGCAAUGCAUGCUUCCCUUGCUAGUGGUCAAGUUGAUAUCUGUUUGAUUCCAGAGGUACCAUUUCAUAUACAUGGCCCUCAUGGCAUUUUGAGGCAUCUUGAGUACCUACUGGAAACAAAGGGAUCAGCUGUCAUCUGUGUAGCUGAGGGGGCUGCGCAGAAUCUUCUUCAAAAAACUAAUGCCACUGAUGCAUCUGGUAACACUGUCCUUGGAGAUAUUGGUGUGCAUAUUCAACAAGAGAUAAAGAAAUAUUUUAAGGAGCUUGGAACAUCAGCUGAUGUCAAAUACAUAGAUCCUACAUACAUGAUUCGAGCUAUCCGUGCAAAUGCCUCAGAUGGAAUCCUUUGCACCGUUUUGGGGCAAAAUGCUGUUCAUGGAGCAUUUGCUGGUUUUAGUGGAAUUACGGUGGGUCUAUGCAACACUCAUUAUGCCUACUUUCCGAUUCCGGAAGUUAUAAAGUACCCACGGCUGCUGGAUCCUAACAGUCGUAUGUGGCACCGUUGCUUGACCUCAACUGGCCAACCUGAUUUCAUAUGAUCAAUUCAGUUCAUAUAUAUGUGCGUACAGAGCUUCCACAUCUCAGGAGAUACUAAAUUACUAACUUAUUGGAGAUGAAACAAUUUCUGAUGUGAAUAUUCACUUCAGGAGAAUAAGACUGAUUUUCACACUCCCUCUGUAAUGUUUCCUAUGUAUAGCUUUUUCACGCCAAUUUUUUCAAGAUGAUGGAAUAAAUCUGUCGAGCCACAUUGACCGAUUUGGAUCGGUUCCUUGGAUUGUACCUGUACAUUACAAAUUUUAGUUAUUCAUAAUAGAAACUGGUCGUAAAACUCAGAUUAUAGCAGCUGUGCUGAUCCAUCUAUUUCUUUGAUUGUCGUCAAAUUUGCAUAGGUUGGUGAACCCAAAUGGUCAAUGUAUUAUGUAUAAUCUACUAGAUUAUUUUCUUCUGAAAUGCAAAAUUAUUGUGGAUAUGGAAUAA